ACAAACCGCCUAGCUCUUGCGUUCACGUUCUUGCCCAGCUCUUCAGAACCACAUGAAACAGUGAGUUGAGGAAAUAGCUCUUUAAAGCCAGCACUACCUUUGCUUUCUUCAUGCUUUGGACUGGAGGCAUGCAUCUGAAACACACCGAGGAGGGCUUUCCUCCAUAUGUCCGUGUGUCAAAGGAAACCCGGUGUGGCGUGAGGGGAAAGGAAAGUGCGCACAAGAGUCAAGGAGUACCGGAGUGUCCGGGAGAGGAGGAAGGGGACGAUUAGCGGAAAACAAGAAGAAAGGAAAGACACCCCAACCACCAACUACAAACAUGAGUUUGCCAACUAACUGUGUGUAUCUGUCCCCCUCGUUCCAGGACCGGUACUUGAAAAUGCGCAAUGGGAAUAUCGGCGGUUCACCGUGUGCUGUAAAUAGACCCAUCGAUAUCGUGCAGAAACGAAGACGUUUUGAUGUGGAGAAUGGCCUGUCAGUGGGUCGCAGUCCUCUGGACGCCCAGACCAGCCCGGGGUCUGGUCUGGUCCUACAGUCCAAUGUCCCUCACAGUCAGCGCCGUGAGUCCUUCCUCUACCGCUCCGACUCAGAUUAUGACCUCUCUCCCAAAACCAUGUCACGCAACUCAUCCACGGCCAGCGACUUGCAUGGAGAAGACAUGAUAGUUACCCCAUUUGCACAGAUUCUUGCCAGUCUACGAACAGUGAGAAGCAAUUUUGCCGUUCUCACACAUUUGCAAGAUCGUGUGGGAAACAAGUGGCCGCCAAGCAGUAAUCAGCCACCCUUGUGUAAGCCAUGUCACGCAGAGGAGCCUUAUCAGAAACUGGCAGUGGAGACUCUGGAGGAGCUGGACUGGUGUCUCGACCAGCUCGAGACACUUCAGACCAGACACUCGGUCAGCGAGAUGGCGUCUAAUAAGUUUAAGAGGAUGCUAAACCGAGAACUGACUCAACUAUCGGAAGCCAGUCGCUCAGGGAAUCAGGUGUCAGAGUUCAUCGCCAAUACCUUCCUUGAGAAACAACAUGAUGUGGAAAUCUUGUCUCCGCCGCCUAAGGAGAAGGAGAAGAAGAAGAGGCCCAUGUCACAGAUCAGUGGUGUGAAAAAGGUCACACAGAGCCCCAGCCUUGCAUCUACCUGCGUCCCUCGUUUUGGAGUCAACACCCCACAGGAGAAUCUGCUGGCCAGCGAGAUUGAGGACCUUAACUGUUGGGGUCUGGAUGUAUUCAAGAUAGCAGAACACUCUGGAAACCGCCCUUUGACGGUUAUCAUGUUCUCCAUCUUCCAGGAGCGAGACCUUUUAAAAACGUUUAGGAUCCCGAUUAACACCUUCAUCACCUUCAUGUUGACCUUAGAGGACCAUUACCAUGCUGAUGUAGCUUAUCACAACAACAUCCAUGCAGCUGAUGUUGUGCAGUCCACACACGUGCUCCUGUCUACCCCUGCUCUAGAGGCUGUAUUCACAGAUUUAGAGAUCAUGGCUGUUUUGUUUGCCAGCGCCAUUCAUGAUGUUGACCACCCAGGCGUCACGAACCAGUUCCUAAUAAACACAAGUUCUGAGUUGGCAUUAAUGUACAACGAUGCCUCAGUGCUAGAGAACCAUCACCUCGCUGUGGGCUUCAAACUGCUCCAAGAGGACAACUGUGACAUCUUCCAAAACCUCAGCAAGAAACAACGUGACUCCCUCCGCAAGAUGGUGAUAGACAUGGUGCUAGCCACAGAUAUGUCCAAACAUAUGAACUUCUUGGCAGACAUGAAGACAAUGGUGGAGACCAAGAAAGUGACCAGUUUAGGAGUUCUGCUGCUUGACAACUAUUCGGACCGAAUCCAGGUUCUUCAGAACAUGGUUCAUUGUGCCGAUCUGAGCAACCCAACCAAGCCUCUGGAGCUUUACCGUCAGUGGACGGACCGCAUUAUGGUGGAAUUCUUCACACAGGGAGACAGGGAACGCGAUAAGGGCAUGGAGAUCAGUCCCAUGUGUGACAAACACAACGCCUCCAUUGAAAAGAGCCAGGUGGGCUUCAUUGACUACAUUGUCCACCCUCUGUGGGAGACCUGGGCGGACUUGGUGCACCCUGAUGCUCAGGACAUCCUGGACACCCUGGAGGACAACAGAGAGUGGUACCAGAGCAUGAUCCCACGCAGCCCCUCACCUUCUAGUCCCGACGAGUCCCACGACGAGCUCCGACCGGGAGGAAGUCUGGAAGGGCCAAACCCUUCAACCGGGGUGGGCGGGGACAAGUUCCAGUUUGAACUGACACUGGAGGAAGAGGAGGAGGAGGAAUUGGAUUCUGACCUAGAGAGUCCACUCGAGGAUGACCCCCAGUUGGGGAUGGAGCGGCACCAGGACUCGUCCUCCCCCUCGAUAUCCCCAGACCCGCGCAGCAGGUACCGCCCUCCUUCACCUCAUCUGUCACGGCCCACCAGUCUGACGCUGCAGAGCCCACACCCUCACAGAACGACAACCUCGCCCAGCCAGGAGGAAGCUAAAAGUGAGGAUGACAGUGACCCCUAUCUGCAUGAAGGCACAUAACAACCAGCACAACCUGCCUUGCCAAAGAGACAAACAGCAGCACUGAGAGGAAGGCAGGGCAGGCCCUUACCUACCAAAAGUCUGUAAAAUCACCGCAGUCCCUUUACACUGGAGACAGCCUCUCUGUAGACAGAGGGGUGAUCCCCCUCUUUUUAAUUUCAUAUUUAUAUUGGCCUCUCUUUGGGUUCCUACUAAGUCUGUUUUUUCCCACCCUGGUUUGGGAGCUUCAAAAAGAGUGACUCCCUCCCAAAACAAAAGGUAACAGAGAUGUCUUCCUCUCAAAUAACAAACUUUUGGAUGUGAGCAAGUGAGAGUUGCAGUGGUAUGACAGGGUCUUGGAAAUUAUUUUGCACCAUUUUAAAACAGAAAAACCGUUAUCUAAUCUUGUGAAAAUCUGAUUUUUAUUGAAAGAGUUUGAGGUGAAUUGAUGGACCUAAACCUCAGGGUAUGAAGAGAAACAAAAUGAAUGUAGCAUGGAUGUUGUUGUUGUGCAUACCCUAAAGUCAUUCUUAUUUACCUCUAUCUACACAUGACUGGUACUUGUCUAACCAGUUGAAACCCUUUAAAUUGGGCACCGAAAGCAAUCAAAUAAUAGACCAGCUUGUACCGCCACAGAUUGAGCACUGAAGACACCACCUGUAGUCUAAACUGCAUCCCUUUUUUUUUUUUUUCUUUUUUUUUUUAACCUGAUAUUAAUUUAUAUGGUGCCCUUUUUUCAAACUUAUGAUGUAACAAUUUUUGAUCAUCCAUUUGCUGGUCUUUAUGUGGUGAAAAUCUUUUUAUUUUAUCAGGAUGCAUCCAAUCCUCAGUAGCACUUUACUAUUCCUGUCGCUUAGCUCUUCGAAGGCGUUACAAAGGGCUUCACCUACUGUAGGCCUACACUUCAUAAAUGCAGUACAAGUUACCUAAAGAUGGGAAGGAAACCAUUCUGUUGAUUUGGAAGUUAAACUAGAUUGAACAUCUCUACAGUGAGUUCUAGGUUAAAACACGUUUUCAGGCACAAGAAAGAUAAAUGUCCCAUCUAUGGAAAACAUGAACCAAAAGCUUUUUCGGACAAGCUUUGAUGACCUUCACCAAGCGUGAGCACAGGGCAGUAUGUGUCUUAAAUAGGGAUGCGUAUUUGACAACACUUCCUUGAUUGGCCAAUCAUAAAAUAAAAUAAUAAAAUAACUCAGUGUUAUCCUUGGUCUGUCACUUGCAGGUCCAACAAAAGUUGGGGGGUUGUGGGGGGUCCUGGGUCUUACCCUUUAUUGGAUUCACCCCUCCACAAAGUUGAUCAAUAUAUACCUUUUUCCAACCGAUCCGUUUUUUCGUAAUGAGGUAAUAUUGUAGUUUUGCUCAUGACAGCUGAUUGCAUGAAAAUACCAAAAACUCAAGGAUAUAUGUCAGUUUUUCUUCCUUGUGGGCCUGCCAGUCCUUAAACCAUCAUUUGAAACUGGUGCAAAUAUAGUCCAAAAUAUUUGAUCAGUGACUCAACUAUAACUUUGCUUCUAUUUUUUUUUUAGAAAAUGUAAAUUUUUCUUUGUAAAUUGAAAAGAAAUAAGUAGCAUACAUUUUAAAGAUUUUCAUUGGAAAAUGAAUACAAUGUACUUUUUCAGAAGUUCUGCGGUUUGCUCAGGCAUACCAACGAUAUUUGCAAAUUCAGAAACAAAUUAAAACUGCUUAUUACAAACGUAAAAACAAUGCACAUCAGAAACUAAUGCAGCAACAUUGGCGAUUCACAGAGUCACUGCCAAAACAUUUGGCUUUCAUUCUUUCAAAGUUGAAUUUAUAUUUGCCCUCAAUGCUUAAAGCUUGGUGUUUUUGCCUUCACAUCUUAACUAAAUUCACAACCACAGUGCCUGAUUUGUCAGUGAAGAAUCAAGUCACCUCAAUUGUUUAUUGCUUUAAAAUUGUUUUCAUCAGCGCUGCACAUAAAUCAAGCCCUCUUCAUGUUAAAGGGACCCGAUGACUGCUGAUCCUUUAAAGAGUUUUGUAAGCAUGACUAUGAAAAGAAUCAGCCCAUCACUAUUUCCAUUUCACAUAGAAAAGGCAGGACCAAGGUUCAUAAAACAAACCUCAAAUAAAUUAAUGUCCUUAUUACGAUUUAAAUGUUGGUUCUUCAGCCCAUAUCCAGCCCACAAGUAGCCUACAGAAGUCAACCCAGAAGUCACUGAAACUAUUUGGAAGUGCUAGACUGUGAUAAUUCUGUGCCAGAGAGGAAGAAGAAGAAGAAGAAAAAAAAACUGCCAGCCUACAAUGCUACAUUUUUUUUACACUAGAGAUUUUAAAUGAUUGUAUCAAAUUCAUUAACUUUAUAGUGAUAGUUUCUACCAAUGAUAGCUCGACUGUAUUUAAAAUUGGCGAUUAGUUUUUGUGCAACUUAGAUGUGCUCCGACUUUCUAAUCUGAUAGUUGAGACUGUGUAGUUUGAGGACUCCUCCUGUCUCUUUGUGUACCAAGUGUGUGUCCAUUCUGUAGAUGAGCAUUUGUGGCCAACAGAGAUUUGGGGGAGGUUAACCAGCAUUACACACAUUUUAGUGCACUUCCUGGCCAGGAAACAGUAGUCGCAAAGUAUGUCAUGAAAACAGUAUGCUUUAUUGAUCAGCCUUUUUAUUGAUCAUGUGAUUUAGGAUGUUGGCCGUGAAAGUUAAAGGAUCAAUUUCCUUUUUUUUUGACACACGACCCACUGGAUGUUAAAAUAGAAAUACUGUAUGACUAUGCUCGUGCGUUUUUGCUUACCCACAACUGCAACUGUAGGGUGAACCUGAAUCAAUUGACCACUUUUAAUAGUCAAAAACAAACAAACAUUUCAGUCUGGCUUUCAUCAAGUCAAAUGGAAAGAAUGGACUGAAAGGCUGGUCAGUUAAACUCAGCACUGCGGUUCUUUACAUGUAAACACUAGUGCCAAAAAGUAUUAAAUGUGUUGUUGCUCACUUGUGUUGAGCCCAUGCUGCCAUCAUGUUAUUAAUGUUGCUCAGGCUAUGUCGUGCAAACUUCUCUAAUGCUAUUUAUUCUUCAUAAGUCUGUUGAGGGAAAAGUACUGUUAAAAAAAACAAAUGUUGACCAGGAAUAUCUUAUGUUGAGCCUAAAGAUCACAUAAGUAUGUAUACAGCUGAUCUGCCACUCACAUUUUUGUCAAAGAAAAAUUUCUCACUUUAAACCAAAUGAUGGUCAGGAGUUUAGGGUGUUUUCUGGGGAAAAUGCCAAUAAA
Molecule: messenger RNA, 5722 nt
Organism: Phycodurus eques (leafy seadragon)
Lineage: Eukaryota; Metazoa; Chordata; Actinopteri; Syngnathiformes; Syngnathidae
Product: cAMP-specific 3',5'-cyclic phosphodiesterase 4C-like
Exons: 15
Coding region: 320-2530 (736 amino acids)
Biological process (GO): signal transduction
Cellular component (GO): nucleus; perinuclear region of cytoplasm; cytosol
Molecular function (GO): 3',5'-cyclic-AMP phosphodiesterase activity
Source: RefSeq, a predicted model, not a curated record